This is a messenger RNA of Doryrhamphus excisus (bluestripe pipefish), 2612 nucleotides long. It is a transcript of the gene bbs7, whose product is annotated as Bardet-Biedl syndrome 7. Gene Ontology annotation, cellular component: ciliary basal body; BBSome; membrane. Lineage: Eukaryota; Metazoa; Chordata; Actinopteri; Syngnathiformes; Syngnathidae. The record is from RefSeq and is a predicted model, not a curated record. Gene Ontology annotation, biological process: intracellular protein localization; intracellular transport; non-motile cilium assembly.
GUUGCCGUGGCAACCGUUUUAGGCGUAAAUCGUUCACUUAUCGCGUUCUCUCCCUGGACUAUUGUCGGUUUUGUUAAUUUUGGUUUUCCACCAGGGUUUAUUUUAAAAUAAUCAUUGUAUAUAUAUUAUAGUUUUUAACAAGCGUCGUUUUCUUUGAAGGCGAACGCGUCUCGUGUGCUAACUAGCUUCCUAGCUAACGUUAGCAUGUCGAGCUAAUCUGCUUGAGUGGAUAAUCCUGAUAUUUCUUGCUCUUCAGGGAUGGCAAUUCAGGACUCACGGAUGUGCCCGGUUGUUGUUUAUGUGGAUGGGUAACUGUGUAAUUUGGCAUCACUCUUUCCUCCACUGAAGAACUUUCGCCAAAAAACAUGGAGAUUAAUCUUAAUCGAGUUGAUUACAUCCAGGUUGGUGUGACAUCCCAGAAAACGAUGAGGUUGUUGCCAGCACUUGGGAAAACUCAGAAGGUUGUUGUAGCAGACAACGAUGGCAUCCUGACAUGUUUUGGGAUGAAGAAGGGAGAGGCGGUGCCUGUGUUCAAAACACUUCCGGGUCAGAAAAUAUCUCGAAUGGACCUCGGAGGAGCUGCGGGAACCCCCCAGGAGAAGAUCUUUGUCUGCUCUGGUUCUCAAGUGCGAGGGUUCACCAAGAAAGGCAAACAGUUCCUCACCUUUGACACCAACCUCACCGAGAGCAUCAACGCCAUGCACGUGUCCGGUGCUGACCUGUUUGUGUGUGCAAGUUACAUCUACAACCACUACUGCGACUGCAAGGACCAGGACUACUUCCUGUCAGGAGACAAGAUCAACGACAUCACCUGUUUGACCUCGGAGACCCUCAGCCGUCCUGUUCCGGUUCUGGCAUGUCAAGACCGGGUCCUCAGGGUCCUGCAGGGAUCUGAGCUGGCCUACGACGUGGAAGUCCCUGGACCGCCGUCUGUGCUGGAACGCUACAACAAAGAUGGAGGAGAGGACAUCCUCUACGGCACAACAGAUGGGAGAAUAGGACUUGUUCAGAUCGGGGAGACAACGGCAGCCACCAAAUGGAAGAUUGACAGCGUCGGAAAGAAAGGAGGAAUCCUCUGCAUCGACACCUACGACAUCGUGGGUGAUGGCGUGAGUGACAUUCUGGUGGGCCGUGAUGAUGGGACGGUGGCCAUUUACGGAUUUGAUGGCGCCAACGAGCCCACGCUACGCUAUGAGCACGCCUUGUCCGAGAGUGUGACCUCCAUCCAGGGAGGCUGUGUAGGGAAGGAGUCCUAUGAUGAGGUCUUGACGGUCACCUAUGCAGGCUGGGUGAUGGGUCUGACCACGGAGCCCCAAAAGGCUGAAGUGGGUCCCGGAGAUGAGGUCCACAUGAGCAAAGAGACCCAGUCCAAACUGGAAGCCCUGAGACUGGAGCUCGAGCAACUGCAGGUGAAAGUUCAGCAGGGCCGCGAACAGCACCAGCAGACCUUGUUGUCCAAGACGGCCGUCUGCGUGGUGCCCACCUUCAGCAUCAACGACAAGUUCAUACUCUGCCAGGACGACGCCAGCUACAGCCUCACGCUGGAAGUGCAGACCGCCAUCGACAACCUGCUGCUCCAGAGCGACGUCCCCAUCGACCUCCUGGACGUCGACAACAACUCCUCAGUGGUUAGCUUUAGCGAGUGCGAUUCAGAGCAGCCCAAUGGCAACUUCCUGUUGGCUACAUACAGAUGUCAGGCUAACACCACCAGACUGGAGAUGAAGGUGAGAUCCAUCGAGGGACAGUACGGCACCUUGCAGGCUUACGUCACCCACAGACUGCAGCCUAAGACGUGUCAAGUCCGCCAGUACCAGAUCAAACCCCUCUCUCUGCACCAACGCGCACACAGCAUGGACCAGGAGAGACCCAUGAACAGGCUCAGUCUGGUGGGACAGUUCAGUUUCGCAGAGAUCCACUCCUGGGUGGUGUUCUGUUUGCCGGAGGUGCCUGAGAAGACUCCGGCGGGGGAGAGCGUCACCUUCUACUUCCAUAACACCUUCCUGGGAACGCAGCUGCAGGCCACCUACUGCAAAGGAGAGGGUCACUUCAAGUCGGACAACAUCUCCACUAUCUCCAUCCUGAGCGAUGUUCUCUCCAAGGAAGCCACCAAACGCAAAAUCAACCUAAAUGUUUCUUACGAUAUCAACGACGACUCUGUGACCCACACCCUAAAGAUGAUCCAUCCUAAACUGGAGUACCAGUUGGUGCUGGCUAGAAAGGUUCAGCUUAUCGAUGCGCUGAAGGAGCUGCAGGUUCACGAAGGCAACGCAGAUUUCCUCAUCUCGGAAUAUCGCAGCAUUCUGGAUGAGUCUGCCAGUCUCCUGGAGGAAUACAAGAAGCAGCCGGCGCACCUGGAGAGGCUCUAUGGCAUGAUCACCGACCUCUUCAUCGAUAAAUUCAAGUUCAAAGGUCAGAAUGUGAAAACCAAAGUGUCGUCACUCCUGGAGAUCCUGGACAAUUACGAUUUAAAUUCCCUUUUGGACUUUUUCAACGAGGCAUAGCUACUUUAUGUGUGUAUAUUUAAAUGAUGAUGUGACUGUAGAUCAUGCUAUGCUAUCAGCUAGGAUGUCAUAUUUCAAUAUUUUCAUACAAGUGUGAUUAUGAUUAAUAAA